AGGAACGGCGUGUACUUUCCUGGGGACUAUACACAGCCGGACUGUACCACUCGCCAUGGAGUAUAGGGAACGCCGCCGAAGUGGGUUAGUCCAUUACCUGGCAUCAGUGCUGUGCCGUAUGUUGUAGCUAUUGACGUGGACUGUACCAUAUUUCCUAGGGGAGUGAGAAAAGACAUAGGGGCACCAUGGCUGAAGAGGAGCAGUUUGUGAACAUUGACUUGAAUGAUGACAAUGUCUGUGGCAUCUGCAAGCUGGGCACCGACAUAGAGACCCUGUCAUUUUGUCACAUUUGCUUUGAGCUGAGCAUUGAGGGCAUCGCAAGGUCAGAUCUUCUGCACACCAGAUCUUUGCGAGGGCACAAGGAUUGUUUUGAGAAAUAUCACCAAAUUGCAAACCAGGACUGUCCUCGGUCUAAGUUAGCCAAGAGUCCCUAUGAGGAAGUCAAAACUGUUUUAACUAAAAAAAUAAACUGGAUUGUUCAAUAUGCACAAAAUAAAGAUUUAUACUCUGAUUCAGACUGUUCCAAACCCUCUCAGCACAAGCUUUAUAAAUUCAGACAUCUAAAUGACCGAAGUCUGCAUCCCCAGAAUGAUCUGCAGGUUCCCAAAUACUCUGAGAAGUGGCUGAAUGCCGGAGCUUGCGGCAUAUCCGCAUGUGGACAAGGAAUCUUAGAUCAAGGCGACGCCAGAGAUUUCAACAUGAGUGUGCUAGAGAACGCUAACAACGCAUUUUGCCGUAGCCAUUUGUGGCCUAAUGGAUGCAAAGAACAUGAAGCAGGUAUCUCAAACCUUCAGUCUGAAGCUAAUGUUCAGAGAAAUCACCAGCAUUACAGUAAGGAGGAAGUGAGUUUGAUGAGCAGAGAAGAACUGGGAUGUUUAAAUGAACACCUACAACGGCAAAUACAGGAUGUGUUUGAAGAUCUCAGUUGCGUCUUGCAGGAAAAGGACGCACUGACCUCUGAACUCCAUGUACGACACGUUGCCAUAGAACAGCUACUUAAAAACUACUCAAAGCUGCCGUGUAUCCAGACGGGACGGGCCAGAUUGAAAGGGAAUAUUGCUAUCAAUAACUAGUACAUGAGAACUUCUCCAGUCUGCAAAGGGAAUCACCUGACCAGCCUCGAGCAAUAACACAUACACCUGUCUUGCUUCAUGAAUCAGAUGUGAUACUCCAAAACUUCA
Pseudophryne corroboree (corroboree frog) is the source of this 1181-nucleotide messenger RNA. It is a transcript of the gene C2H21orf91, whose product is annotated as chromosome 2 C21orf91 homolog. The record is from RefSeq and is a predicted model, not a curated record. Lineage: Eukaryota; Metazoa; Chordata; Amphibia; Anura; Myobatrachidae. The transcript has 6 exons. Bases 186 to 1073 code for a protein of 295 amino acids.